AUGGUAAGCAAUCAACCCGAAAUGGCGGGUCGCGUCCGGCUUCAGGAUGGCACCGGUGCCACGCUCCUGGUGCCCCAACCAUCGUCCGACCCCAACGACCCCUUGAACUGGUCGAGAGCCUUCAAGAUAUACGUUGCCCUGCUCACCUGUACUGCGUUGAUUUGGGUCAAUUUCUUCGCAGCUGGCCCAUCAACUGUGUUGAUCGAAAUUGUCAUCGAUCUCUUUGGCACGUAUCCCCCUGACCCUACCAAUCCCGCCACACUGUCUCCAUCUUCCAUUGCAAGUUUCUCGUCCGCGGUAACUAAGGCCGCGCUACUUUUCUCUACGGCCUCCGCCGCUGCUGGUGUGUCCAACCUCUUGUGGGUACCUCUUGCUCUCAAAUAUGGCCGUCGAGUUGUGUAUACUUGUUCCUCUCUGGCUUUUGGGGUCUGUUGCAUUUGGUCGGCACGGGCGACGACCUACGGCAGUCUACUUGCUUCGAGAAUAAUUGGAGCGUGGUUUGCUGGGAGCACCGAGUGUGUUGCUCCACUUACGAUUACUGAUAUAUUCUUUCUGCACGAGCGAGGGACAAUGACUGCGAUGUAUUCUGCUUCGCUCUCUACGGGUGCUGCCUUUGGAUCGUUCAUUGCGGGCCUCAUGUCUAUCUCGCAGAGCUGGAGAAACUUCCAUUACCUGUGUGCUGCGUUGGUUCUGGCCACCACCACCUUGAUGUUCUUCACCAUGCCCGAAACCGCAUUCCAGCGAGAGGCAAACAGUCCCGAGACAGCAACAACGGAGUCAACAUCCAAAGCGUCAAAUGUAUGUGAGGUGGAGCACGUCCCGCCACAGUUCGCAUCCAACGUGUCCAAAAAAUCAUCUCUCCAGCGUCUCGCUGGUCCUCGUGCUUCUUCCCCUGUCCUUUGGUCCACCGUCUCCUUCGGUGUCGGGAUCGGAAUCUUCGUUGUCAUGGGCACGACUGCGGCCAACGCUCUUACGCAGGUAUACCACUUUACCGUCUGGCAGGUGGGCUUGGUUUGGAUUGCGAGUAUCAUCGGGAAUCUGCUCGGGAUGCCCUUUGGGGGUUACUUCUCCGACUAUGUCGCGAAUCGCUCAACAUCGAAAAACGGGGGCAUCCGCGAGCCCGAGAUGCGUCUUCCCGCUGUGAGCGUGGCCAUGCUCUGCUAUCCGGGCUCACUCCUCCUCUACGGCCUUGGAAUCUACUACAGAGUACACUACAUGGUUCCUACUCUUGGUCUCUUUUUAUUUUCCUUUGGCAGUAGUGCGGCAAUCGGUGUGACUGUCACGUACACGAUCGAUAGUUACCGAGCCAUUGCAGGUGAGGUUGUCGUUAGCCAGGUUGCCUUUAAAUCCGUCAUCGCAUUCCUCAUGUCCUUCUACACGAACCCCUGGGUCGACCGCGAUGGGUACACAGGGGCCUUUGGCACCAUGGCCGGCAUCAGCUUCUUUGUCCUUGCCUUGUGGAUUCCGCUCUACGUGUGGGGAAAGAGGAUCCGUCAUGCGACUUUCAAAUGGCGAGUUAUGAGGCUUGCGCACUGGGCUUCUGAUCGGGAGAUGGGGGAAUAG
This is a messenger RNA of Penicillium cosmopolitanum, 1563 nucleotides long. RefSeq lists its product as uncharacterized. Gene Ontology annotation, biological process: transmembrane transport. Lineage: Eukaryota; Fungi; Ascomycota; Eurotiomycetes; Eurotiales; Aspergillaceae. The transcript has 6 exons. The coding region runs from base 1 to 1563 and encodes 520 amino acids. Gene Ontology annotation, molecular function: transmembrane transporter activity. The record is from RefSeq and is a predicted model, not a curated record.